AUGGGGUAUCAUCGUUGCGAAUUUACAAUGGCUGAAAUCAUGGUAUUCGCAAUCAGGACCGGAACCUUUGCUGGUUCUGGCGGGUCCAAGAUAAGGUUACUGGGCCCUGUUUUGGCUGUAGAAGCCGUGACGCCGGACGAUGCAGGCCAAUACCGCUGCACUGCCGUAAACGCGGGCGGAGAAGCCAGUGCCGAACUCAGAUGGUAUUCGCAAUCAGGACCGGAACCUUUGCUGGUUCUGGCGGGUCCAAGAAUAAGGUUACUGGGCCCUGUUUUGGCUGUAGAAGCCGUGACGCCGGACGAUGCAGGCCAAUACCGCUGCACUGCCGUAAACGCGGGCGGAGAAGCCAGUGCCGAACUCAGACUGUCAGUUACUACUCCACUCAAUGUUGAAGUAUCGCCGGCGAUGUUGAGCGUUCACAUGGGCGGCGCCGCCGAAUUUAGGUGCAUCGUUACCUCGCAGGGCAAUCAGGUCGGGCCGCAGUUCAUCACGUGGUACAAGGAUGGCAGACAACUACCAGGGUCUGGUCACACUGGUCAGACCUUGCUGGUGCCUUCUGUUGGUCGCGAAGACAGAGGCAUGUACCAGUGUGUCGUUCGAAGGCAAGACGGCGAUACUGCUCAAGCUUCUGCAGAAUUACAACUUGGAGAUGCUCCACCAGUUUUAUUAUACAGUUUCAUAGAACAAACUUUACAACCAGGACCGGCAGUAUCAUUAAAAUGCACCGCCACUGGAAAUCCAACUCCGCAAAUUACUUGGGCCUUGGAUGGAUUUCCUCUUCCUUCUAAUGGCAGGUUCGUGAUCGGCCAAUACGUGACGGUGCACGGUGACGUCAUUAGUCACGUGAAUAUUAGCCACGUCAUGGUCGAGGACGGUGGAGAAUAUAGUUGUGCAGCCGAAAACAGGGCUGGUAAAACAUCGCAUGCUGCGAGGCUCAAUGUUUACGGUGCGCCUUACAUCCGACUAAUUCCCAAAGUGACCGCAGUAGCAGGUGAAGGAAUGCAACUAAAAUGCCCUGUGGCAGGGUAUCCCAUAGAGGAAAUUCACUGGGAACGGAGCGGUCGUGAGUUACCCGAAGAUAUUAGACAACGUGUCCAGCCGGAUGGAAGUUUGGUAGUCAGUCCAGUUCAAAAAAAUGCAGACUCCGGAGUUUAUACAUGUUGGGCCAGGAAUAAACAAGGACAUAGUGCUAGGAGAAGUGGAGAAGUUACUGUUAUAGUGCCUCCCAAACUUAGCCCGUUCCAUAGCGCCGAAGUUUCCCUUAACGUUGGCGAACGCGCCAGCUUAACCUGCACAGUCGUUAAAGGCGACCUCCCUUUGGUCACCACUUGGAGCAAAGACGGAAGACAACUGGAUGCAUCUCAAAAUCAAGUAAAUUCCAAUGCCGACGGCGGCCAAUCUGUAACCCAAGUCGAUCAGUUCAACAGCAUCUUAGUUAUCGACAGUUUGACACCCCAACAUAGUGGAAAUUAUACUUGCACCGUCAGAAAUUCGGCAGCUGAGGCUUCUCGAUGGCAACGUGUUUUGGUUAAUGUUCCUCCCAUUAUCGAGCCCUUUUCCUUCCAAGAAGGCCUCGCCGAAUCGAUGCGGACGAGAACCGUCUGCGGUGUCUCCGGCGGCGACCAGCCUCUCACCAUAAGGUGGCUGAAGGAUGGACAACCUCUAUCUUCGGAAAGAUUUAAAGCAAAUGUCACAUCGCUGGAUUCGUAUUCUUCCCUUCUAAGUAUAGCUUCGCUCACAGCUGAUCACAGUGGACUUUAUACUUGCGUCGCUAGCAAUCCGGCCGCUGAAGUGCGACUGUCGGCCAGGUUGCAAGUCAAAGGUAUCAAAGGAAGGCGAAUCGUCGAAUGCAAAACCAAAACUACUGCUUUUUCACGGGUGACUGUUCCACCAAGAUGGGUUGUUGAACCAGCUGAUAUAAGUGUUGAAAGAAAUCGUCAUGUUCUUUUACAUUGUCAAGCUCAAGGUGUUCCUGUACCAACUGUUGUAUGGAAAAAAGCUAUUGGUGGUAAAUCUGGAGAUUACGAAGAAGUACGAGAAAGACCGUACACAAAACUUUUACCAAAUGGCACAUUGCUUUUACAACAUGUCAAAGAAGAUCGAGAAGGCUACUACCUCUGCCAAGCCAAUAAUGGUAUUGGUACUGGUAUAGGAAAAGUAAUACAAUUAAAAGUCAAUUCAUCUCCAUAUUUUUCUGCGCCUUCUCGUCUGGUAACUGUCAAAAAAGGUGACAAGGCUGUAUUGUUCUGUGAUGUUAGUGGUGACAAACCUAUAAAUGUUAUUUGGCUUCGUGGCGGAAAACAAGAGAUGAAUCCAUCUACAAAUUAUAGGGUUGCUGUCAAACAAGAUGCGACACCUGAUGGAGUCCGUGCUGAAAUUAUGAUUUCAGCAACCGAAGCUAAAGAUAGUGGUGCCUAUUUUUGUCAAGCUUCUAAUCAAUAUGGAAGGGACCAGCAAAUGGUGCAGCUCUUGAUUCAGGAGCCACCAAAAGCACCAGAAGCUUUGGAGGCCGCCAUGGUGUCUUCUAGAUCUGUUAAUAUUAAAUGGAUCAGACGCUCCAGUGGUACUGCUGAUUCUUCGGAUGUUGCAAAGUAUAUUGUACAAUAUAGAGAAGGCGAUCGUUCUUGGCAGCAAGUAGAAUUAACAGGAAUGCACCAACCUGGUGUAACAUCUCCACAACCACCAACAAGUGCUUUAAUUGAAGAUUUGAAACCAGCAACUAGAUAUUCAUUUCGGGUAAUUGCCGAAGGACCAGCAGGAAGAAGUGCACCAAGUACCGAAUUGUCAGUUCGUACUGAACCACAAAGACCAGCUGGUCCACCUCUUCAAUUAUCUGCCAGGCCUGUUUCUUCCACAGAAGUUUUAGUUACUUGGUCUCCACCUUUGGCAGAAUUGCGACAUGGAGAAAUUCAGGGAUACAACGUUGGUUAUAGAUCAAACAGUGCAAUUUCAGCGCACUACAAUUUUAGUUCUGUAUCUGGUGAUGGUGAAGAUGGUUCAGGAGAGUUAUUACUAGGAGGUCUAGCUAAAUUUUCUAGAUAUUCUGUUGUAGUUCAAGCAUUUAACCAAAUUGGACCAGGACCUCUUUCAGAACCAGCCUCUGUCCAAACAAUGGAAGAUGUUCCAUCAAUGCCACCUGAAGAUGUAAGAUGUGCAGCUCUGACUUCUCAAUCUUUGCAAGUGUCUUGGCAACCACCACCUCCUGAAUAUUGCAAUGGUCUUUUGCAAGGGUAUAAAUUAUUUUAUGAACCAGUUGUUGAAGAUCACAUUCCUGGACUUAAUGACGAUAUGGAAACUAGAAAAACUACAGCUUUAACAACUGUUUUAACUGGACUACGUAGAUACACCAACUACAGUAUGCAAGUUUUAGCUUUUACCAGAAUUGGCGACGGAGUACUGACACAAACUUCUCAUUGUCGAACUGAAGAAGAUGUACCUGAAGCACCAGCUGAUAUCAAAGUAGUAGUCAGUUCACCUCAGUCGUUGUUUGUUUCCUGGUUGCCUCCAGUAGAGCCUAAUGGAAUAAUCACCAAAUAUAUUUUAUAUAUAAGGGCCGUGGAAGGACGAGAAGAACUUAACCAUAAUAAACGGAAUCUAGCUUCUUCACAAACAACUUUUGAAGCCAAGGAUUUACAGCAACAUGCUGAAUACCAAUUUUGGGUCACAGCUUCAACAAGAGUCGGAGAGGGCAAAAGUUCCCGUGUUGUCUCUCAAAUUUCUUCCAAUAGAGUGCCAGCUCGUAUAACAUCCUUUGGUGGGCCCAUAGUUCGGCCCUGGCGCGGUUCUGUAACCUUGCAAUGUAAGGCCGUUGGUGAUCCAAGACGAGAAUGGCUUCGGGGUGAAGUUCCACUCAGAGCAGGAUCUCAACAUAAUGCACAACUUUUGGAUACUGGAGAACUGCAACUAAAUGCCUUGCAGAGGAGUGAUAGUGCAAAUUAUACCUGCCAAGUCGACAAUGGAGUUGGUACAGAUCGUCUAACUUAUCACCUCAUCGUUCAAAUACCUCCAGGACCACCAGUUUUAUACGUAACAUCUGCCACAUCUAGUUCAAUUCUUCUUCACUGGAAAUCUGGAGAUACUGGAGCAGCACCCCUGAGUGGAUAUACAUUGCACUACAGACGUGCACAUGGAAGUUUGGAAGAAAUGGUCAUGUCCAGACAUGCUUCUAGUCACGAAUUAAAGGGACUUCAAUGUGGCAGUACAUAUCAUCUCUACUUAACAGCAAAAAAUAAAAUUGGCAGUUCGUCUGCUUCUCCUACAUUACUGGUGAGGACUCAGGGACAGGCUCCAGGAACUCCUGCGUCUGGAGCUUUGCUUGCGCCAAAUUCUACCUCAGUAGUUCUAAGAUUACAUGUUUGGCCUGAUAAUGGUUGUCCAUUAUUAUAUUUUGUGCUUCAAUAUCGAGCCGCAAAUGAUGCCGAAUGGACUUUAGUUUCAAAUGCACUGAAACCACAAAGGAGAUUUACUAUAUCAGGAUUGCAGCCUGCAUCUCUGUAUAGAUUAAGGAUGGAAGCUCAUAAUAUUGCUGGUCAAUCACAAGCUGAUUUCAGUUUCGUAACCUUGACCAAGGAUGGAGAACCACCACCCCCAGAACUAGUUAAAUUAGGUGGGUCUUCUGCUUCAAUGGGUUAUGCCGAUUUCAGAGUCAUCAUACCGACAGCUGUUUCUGUAGUUGCUGUUUUUUUAGCUGCAGCAAUGGCUUUCAUAUGCUGGAAAACUCGACAGGUUGAUAGAGCUCGUAAAGAAUCUUUAGAAAACCAGCAAAAUGCCGAAGCGCAACGCGAACGAUAUUAUGCGACAAUUCACAAAGUUGCCUUGCAAGCUGGACAGGAUAAAAUACCAGAAACCUCGGAUGACAUCUCGCCCUAUGCAACGUUCCAGUUGUCCGAAGCCAGCACCCUCGCUGCAGGUGGCCAAUUGGCGUCGGCUGCUCCUGGGGGUAAUACACUGUUACAUUCAUUUAUGUACCACGAAAGAGCUGGUACGGAAGGCUGUGCUAGUACUCCGCCACCUCAAAGGGAACCUCGGACGCCUUCAAGUUACGGAGCCGCCUCACCUUACAGAAAGAUGUCUUUCAGAAGACAACCCAGUAGUCUUUCCCAGUUGUGA
This is a messenger RNA of Ctenocephalides felis (cat flea), 5109 nucleotides long. RefSeq names its product Down syndrome cell adhesion molecule-like protein Dscam2. Lineage: Eukaryota; Metazoa; Arthropoda; Insecta; Siphonaptera; Pulicidae. Gene Ontology annotation, biological process: cell-cell adhesion. The record is from RefSeq and is a predicted model, not a curated record. Gene Ontology annotation, molecular function: protein binding.